Neltuma alba is the source of this 1363-nucleotide messenger RNA. RefSeq lists its product as uncharacterized. NCBI's taxonomy places the organism in Eukaryota, Viridiplantae, Streptophyta, Magnoliopsida, Fabales, Fabaceae. The record is from RefSeq and is a predicted model, not a curated record. Bases 563 to 1249 code for a protein of 228 amino acids. The transcript has a single exon.
CCUGUCAAGCUCAGAUACACCUGUUGCCGCAGCAUCUAUUAGUGAUCACAAUGAAAACCAGGUAAGAUAAACAAUUGUUACCACUUGGAACUUCGUUUUGAUUUAAAUCUACAUUGUUGUCCCAUGUUCCUUUUUUACCCCUUGCUUUUGUCAGUUACGUAACUAUUCACAGUCAUUGCUAAUGAAAUUGACAAAAUUUGCUACUUGCUGUGGAUUAGAAUAUCACAUAAGUUUUCCUCUCGUCUAACUUUCACUGAAGCCCCCCUUUCAAGAAACGGAAGAAGAGAUCACAUAGUGGGAAAUUUUACAAAAGUACAUUCAGAUGGAUGUCUAAUAUAAUGCUUGGUGUUAAUGUGAAAUUUCAGUUUCAUUGCUAUGCUCAAAGUGAGGAUUUUUAUUGUUUCUCAUCAGUAAGUAUUCAUAUAAUAAAUUCAUUGUCUGUACUUGCAUGCGCAUGCGAGAUGUUCACGACCUCUAUUCAAUCCUUCAUGUAUUUUAUCUAGUGAACAUCAACAGCUGUGCCGGCAUUGAUUUGGCGAACUAUAAGUUCAGUUACUAAUCCAUGACUGGGAAUCUAAUCAUAUAUUCUUUUGACAUUGUGGAAAAUCAUGUCAUCUAUGUAAAAUCCAUUCAGGAUGUAGGCACUUCCAACAAUGGAGAUGGAGAAUUUUACGAUGCCAUAAAUAAGUUUGAUCGAAGCAUCUCAUCCUUGAGCGAUGAUUCAUCCGUGACUCCUGAAUUUAAAUCGCCCGCUAAUGGAUCACCAAAAGAUAUAAAGAGGGCAGAGGUUGAGCAGGGUAUUCCAGUUCUUGAAGUAAGAUCAGCCGAAGAGAUAGACUUGGCUUUUAAACAACUUCAAGAAGGAGCGGAUGUUGAGGAGGUCAUCCUUCCAUCCAUGAUUAAAGAUCAGCUUGGUAGAGAAAAGUCUGGAGGUAACUCAGAAGCUAAUUCACACUUGAAAGUUAUUGAAGCUGGAUCAUUGGACGAUAUUAAUGUUGCUUUUGAGCUAACCUCAGAAGUUAAUAAAGAGAAGCUGUCCAAAUCCUCAGAUUUGAAGGAUGGAAUAGGGAAAGGGGAAGCAAAUGAAGCGGGAGAAUUUAUAGGUGGAGAAUCAAGCAACCAUGAAAUAAGCAAAAUCUCUACGGAAAUAUCAGAAAAGGUACCCAGGAGCACCUCUAAUAACGAGGCAACAACUCAAAGUAAACGAUCAAGUUCUAGUUCCUGCUCUAGCUCGGGUGACUCUGAUUGACACAAGAUUCAGCAUGAGCAGCGUUUUUCUGCAACUGAAACAAUUUUGAAUAUGCAGAGGUGGUCAGGUUUCCCCCUCUGUUUCUCAUUUUUGAUAGAUCGUUUUCUUCAAGAA